Molecule: messenger RNA, 2831 nt
Organism: Humulus lupulus (European hop)
Lineage: Eukaryota; Viridiplantae; Streptophyta; Magnoliopsida; Rosales; Cannabaceae
Product: putative receptor protein kinase ZmPK1
Exons: 1
Coding region: 157-2400 (747 amino acids)
Biological process (GO): recognition of pollen; protein phosphorylation
Molecular function (GO): ATP binding; protein serine/threonine kinase activity
Source: RefSeq, a predicted model, not a curated record
GACUUAUUGAGAGAAGGCUUCUCUCUCUCCGUUGAAAAACCAGCUGAUGUUUUAACCUCACCGAGAGGAGUAUUUUCCGCCGGGUUUUUCCAAGUGGGCCACAAUGCAUAUUGCCUUGCCAUAUGGUUCACUGAGGCUGAGCCUGAGCCAUCUCCGAUGAGGCAAAACCUGACGCUGAUUUGGAUGGCAAACCGGGAUCAUCCGGUAAACGGAAGGCGCUCGAAGCUGUCCUUGCAAAAAACCGGUAACCUUGUACUUACAGACGCCGGUCAAUCCACCGUUUGGUCCAGUGAUACCGCUUCAAACUCAGAUUCCCAGCUACAACUCUUGGACUCCGGAAACCUUGUCCUAAUCACUCAGAACCGUGUCCUUUUGUGGCAAAGCUUUGCUUCCCCAACGGACACUCUUGUUCCUGGACAAACACUCACAAGAAACACAAAGCUAGUGUCAUCUAGAAGCCAGACUAACUAUUCCUCUGGAUUUUACAUGCUCUUUUACGACAACGACAACGUCCUUCGUCUUCUCUAUGAUGGUCCCGAGAUUUCGAGCAUUUACUGGCCAGACCCUUGGCUUUUGCCAAAUUACGCUGGAAGAUCCAUUUUCAACGACAGUAGAACAGCCGUUCUUGAUUCUUGGGGGAUCUUCAGCUCGUCAGAUAGUUUUACAGUCAUGGCUUCGGAUUAUGCUAUUAAACUCCAGAGAAUCCUCAAAGUUGAAGCUGACGGAAAUCUUAGAUUGUACAGUAGAUCAAAGCAAGGGAAGCAAAGUAGUACGUGGACAGUUACGUGGGAAGCUGUUUUACAACCAUGCAAGAUUCAUGGCAUUUGUGGGAUCAAUAGCCUCUGUACUUACGUGCCUGAAUAUGGUAGGAAAUGCGCUUGCCUCCCUGGCCAUAAGAUGAUAAACCACACUGAUUGGACUCACGGGUGUGAACCAGAUUUUAAACUCCCUUGCUCCAGUAGUAAUGUUAAUCAAUCUGGUUUUCUUCACCUUCCACGUGUCGAGUUCUACGGCUAUGAUUCCAACUUCUAUUGGAACUACACCUUGGAACGCUGCAAAUCUACGUGCUUGGAAUUGUGUGACUCGUGCGUAGGAUUUCACUACAAGUAUAACAAAGACGGCGGUUAUUAUAAUUGCUACGUCAAGUCGCACCUCCGAAAUGGAUACCGGGCCCCUGGUUUUGAUGGUGACAUAUAUUUGAAACUACCUAAAUCUGUCCUCUCUUCUCUUAUUCACCGGGCUCCAGAUUAUGAUGAGUCCAAUAAUUUCAAUUGCUUCUUAUCAUCAGGCAAUUCGACUCAACAUCUGGACAGAAGGUAUGUAAAAAAAAAUGUCAGUGGAGUACUUAAGUUCAUGCUCUGGUUUGUCUGUGGAGUGGGAGGAGUCGAGAUCUGCGUCAUCUUAAUGGUUUGGUUAUUCGUCAUUAGAAACCAUGAAAAUUCAUCCCUGGAUAACAUUCAGGCUGGUUAUCUUCUUGCUGCUACUGGGUUCAGAAAAUUUAGUUACUUAGAGCUAAAAAAGGCAACGAAGGGUUUCAGUGUAGAGAUUGGAAGAGGUGCAGGAGGAAUCGUCUACAAGGCAAUUUUGUCUGAUAAUCGAGUUGCGGCCGUCAAGAAACUCACAGAUACUAACCAAGGAGAAGUUGAAUUUUACGCAGAAGUAAGCACCAUAGGAGCACUGAACCACAUGAACUUAAUAGAAAUGUGGGGAUAUUGUGCCGAGGGAAAGCAUAGACUUCUAGUUUAUGAGUACAUGGAACAUGGAUCCUUGGCUGAGAACUUGGCUUCCAAUGCUUUGGAUUGGAAAAUGAGGUUUGAUAUUGCUGUAGGGACAGCCAGAGGCCUUGCUUAUUUGCAUGAAGAGUGUUUGGAGUGGGUUUUACAUUGCGAUGUAAAGCCUCAUAACAUACUGUUGGGCUCUAAUUAUCAACCAAAAGUAGCUGAUUUUGGCCUUUCAAAGCUACUAAACAGAAAUGAGCUCAGUGAUAACUCAAGCUUCUCGAGGAUAAGAGGAACUAGAGGCUAUAUGGCUCCUGAAUGGGUUUACAAUCUUCCGAUCACCUCCAAAGUGGAUGUUUAUAGCUACGGAAUUGUUUUGCUUGAAAUGGUUACAGGAAAUAAUGGCCCAACAAGAGGUGUUUUGGAUGCAGAAGAUGUUGGUGAGGCACGACCGAAAAAGCUUGUUACGUGGGUAAGAGAUAAGAUGAAUGCUAGUGCUUCGCUGAGUGAAAAGGGGAUUGAUGAAAUCAUAGAACCCGUGAUCGCAAGCAACUGUAGCAUGAGAGAGGUGGAAAUUUUGAUUGAAGUGGCUCUUAGAUGCGUCGAGGAAGACAAAGAUGCAAGACCCACCAUGAGCCAAGUUGUGGAGAUGCUUCUAAGCAACGAAAAAGACAAGAAGUGAUAUAUAUAUUUAUAUAUAUAUAUAUUUAUAUAAAACAGAUCAGCAUUAUAUGCUCGGAAGUCUUGUUUCGUUUUGAUUUUCCCCAUCAGGUUAAACUAUGUUUAAUUAAUUCUUAGCAUAUAUAGUCUCAAAUUAGAUAAGCUAAGCUAGACAUGUAUAAUGAUCCAAAAUCUUCAAGAAGUUGUACUUUGGUUUUAUUAGCAUUUGUAUGUAACUAUCAAUUUAGCGAUUAAAAAACAGACAACAUUUGUACAUUUAACUUCUGACAUCUUUGUAUUAGGAAUUAAAAUCGCUUGUUCAAAGAAAUACCAUGACAAUCAUCACGGAUAUGAUUGAAGAUUAGUUAAUGUCUGAAGAUUCAUCUUAUUGCAAAUGCAAUGAUGAUCAUUCUCUUCACUCUUCAAUUGUUAACUCUGUCAGUGACAAGUAUC